This is a messenger RNA of Mya arenaria, 1308 nucleotides long. RefSeq lists its product as uncharacterized. The record is from RefSeq and is a predicted model, not a curated record. The transcript is spliced from 7 exons. Lineage: Eukaryota; Metazoa; Mollusca; Bivalvia; Myida; Myidae. Bases 1 to 1026 code for a protein of 341 amino acids.
AUGUCGGCUACACCGCCGUUGUCGCCAUCGAAGGUUGGUUGCUAUAGAAACCAGACUCUUGGCACGCGGAAGUCACGCGUGCUGGUUGACAACUAUCUAGUCACGUGUCUACGAGAGUGUCCAGGAUCCCUCUACAUAGGGAUGCAGGGACAGAUGUGUUAUUGCCUGGACAGCAUUGUUACCGGUAGCGCUGCAGUGCCGGGAACUUUCUGUCGUACUUCCUGUCCAGGUGAGGCGGCAGCGGCACCUACGGACGCCUCUGUCUCCGAGUGCGGAAAUACUGGCCCAAACGUUGAUACGGUGGCUGUUUACAGAAGAGUCCGGCCGACGGAGAUCAAGCGGGCGCAAAACGUUGCUAACCAGGGAGAGUGUUUCGCCUACAACCUGAUGACGGACACAUGGGCCCCCGGGGACUGCGGCAUCCAAACGCCGUUUCUCUGCCUUUCAAAGCAGUGUGCUGGGCCCAUAAACCAAUGUAUCGUCAAUGGUAAUGCUGCAAACACGUGGUACGGCGCGCGUGCGCAGUGUGAGACUAUCGGUUACCUAGCACCGGUUAAUGUGACCUUGAGUGCGACCUUUCAGGACAGAGUUGUGCUCGGAAAUCCAAACUACUGGACGGGAUUGCACAGGAAAGAAAUAGUUGUCUGGAAUUAUGACGACAAUUCGAGCCAACUGGAGAGGUCAGACAGGUGCUUCGCUGUCGCCAAGCGACCAGAUGGCUCGUGGGAAUGGCGGACGGAUUCUUGCCGAAAUCAGUAUCGCUUUGCUUGCGUUCAGGAGUUAACGACAACCACCACCGCCACCAUCACCACAACGACAACACGUCCUCCAACUGCUGCCAAAACAACCCCGAUUAUGACGUCAUCAACAAGUACGACGCGUCCCUUGCCAACUGUAAACACUGAAGCGCUUCCGGUGAGCGUGACUUCCGGAUCGUCGCCCCUUUUUAAGGGAUUUCAAACAAUAAAUGGCAUCAUCUCGUCGGUUCUCGUAGUUAGUGUUAAUCUAGCACUGUUCAUUAUCUGAAUUAUUUAACAACCACGCGCAUACAGUGUCGCUGUGCUAUUUAUUUGGAAAUAACUGAUAAGCCAGUCAAAUAAUUGUACAUUUUUCUUCCCUUCGUCCAUUAUUUUAUCGUGCUCACCCUUUUACAAACUUUCUGUGCAUCUCAUUCAUCUAUGUUUAUUUAUGCUUCUUGUCAGUGCUUGAUCAUUUCUCAUUUUAUGUUAUAUUUUGUAAUUUUUAUAUGUAAGAACAUUUCUUCUAGUCAAUUGACACUGUGAUAAGUUCUAAAUGAGGAAAUAUCAU